Aspergillus calidoustus is the source of this 1866-nucleotide messenger RNA. Lineage: Eukaryota; Fungi; Ascomycota; Eurotiomycetes; Eurotiales; Aspergillaceae. The record is from the annotation of a GenBank genome assembly.
AUGGCUUCGCAACUUUCCUCCAACGCAGAGACAGCAGCAGCUGGUGUAUCACUAGCAGAUCUUCCCAAGUCAAAUGUAUUCACGUCAAAGCUCCCACCAGACCCGGGAUUUCCGACACCAGAAGCAUCGCACAGCGCGCAAAGGGAGCGGCUGUAUCCGCGGAUGGUGAAAAAGGCAUUUUUCACUUUCGUCCGUCCCGAGACGACAGAGGAUCCGGAGCUUCUCGGUGUUAGCCCGAGGGCAAUGAAGGAUAUAGGGCUGAAGCCUGGCGAGGAGGAGACGGAUCAGUUCAAGGCUGUGGUCUCAGGAAAUGAGUUCUUUUGGAGUGAAGAACGCGGGGGGGUAUAUCCUUGGGCCCAAUGCUACGGAGGAUGGCAAUUCGGUUCAUGGGCAGGGCAGCUCGGAGAUGGUCGAGCGAUCAGCCUUUUCGAGAGCACCAACCCAAAGACGAGUGUCCGGUACGAGGUACAGAUCAAGGGUGCCGGACGGACACCUUAUUCCCGAUUUGCAGACGGAAAAGCCGUCCUACGGUCCAGCAUCCGCGAAUACAUCGUCUCCGAAGCUCUCUCCGCACUUGGUAUCCCUACCACCCGAGCAUUAUCGCUUACUCUUGCACCAAAGGCAAGAGUCCUGCGAGAGCGCAUUGAGCCAGGCGCAAUUGUGUGUCGUUUCGCCGAAUCCUGGAUUCGUAUUGGGACUUUUGAUCUUCCACACUCACGCGGCGACAGAGACUUGGUGAGAAAGCUAGCAACCUACGUCGCAGAAGAGGUAUUCAAAGGGUGGGAAUCACUACCAGGUGCGGUAUCACCAGCCGAGGGAGUGGAAAAUCCUACUCGAGGUGUCCCAUGGGACAAGGUGGAAGAACACGAAAAAGUGGAAGAGAACCGAUUCGCAAGACUUUACCGAGAGAUUGUGCGUCGCAACGCAAAGACCGUGGCCGCCUGGCAAGCAUAUGGAUUCAUGAACGGCGUGCUCAACACCGACAACACAUCUAUAUAUGGCCUUUCACUGGAUUACGGCCCAUUCGCUUUCAUGGACAACUUUGACCCCCAGUAUACACCCAACCACGACGACCACAUGCUGAGAUACUCCUACAAGAACCAGCCGUCAGUUAUCUGGUGGAAUCUGGUGAGACUCGGCGAAUGCCUAGGAGAACUCAUCGGCGCCGGCAACCAGGUUGACGACGAGACCUUUGUCAACGGAGGCGUGACGGAAGACGCCGCGCCAGCCCUCGUCAAGCGCGCAGAAACCAUCAUCGAGCGCACGGGCGAGGAAUACAAGACUGUUUUCCUCAGCGAGUACAAACGCCUCAUGACCAAGAGACUCGGCCUUCGGACCCAGAAAGAGUCAGACUUUCAAAACCUCUUCUCUGAACUCCUUGAUACACUCGAAGCACUCGAGCUUGAUUUCAACCACUUCUUCCGACGGCUUUCGGGCGUCCCCAUUGCCGACCUCGCUUCAGAAUCCGGUCGAAAGGAGACUGCUUCUAUAUUUUUCCACGCCGAAGGUCCUGGUGGCGUAGGAUACACGGAGGACUCGGCCAGAGAGCGCAUCGCCGACUGGCUCGAGAAAUGGCGUCAGCGCAUCGUCGAAGACUGGGGCAUUGAUAACGGUUCAGAUGCGGACGCCACAAGACAGACAGCCAUGAAAGAGGUCAAUCCAAAGUUCGUUCCUCGCGGCUGGAUUCUCGAUGAGAUUAUCGAUCGCGUCGAACGUCGCGGGGAUCGUGAGAUACUCGCUAGAGUGAUGAAUAUGGUGCUCAACCCGUUCAACGAGGAAUGGGGGCCGAAUAGAGAAGAGGAGGAGCGGUUCUGCGGAGAUGUUCCGAGGUUCCAGAGAGCCAUGAUGUGUAGCUGUAGUUCUUAG